GUAGCAAUGAACUGUCAACACUGAUGGAACAGGCGGAACGCGAAUUCAUUGCGGCUAGAAUGAGAAACGAGAAGGAUAGCGCUAGUCAGGGCAAAACAUUGGCAAAACAUCGUGGUCCAUUGUGUGCGGUGAAUUGUUGCAGUAGACGCAGAAAAGAUGUGAAAAUGAAGUUUCACAGGAUACCUAGAGAUCCUAACAUGAGGAAGUUGAGGUUACAUGCUAUAAGAAGAGAAAACUUUACUCCCAGUACAACAACGGUAAUUUGUGAAAAGCAUUUCACUCCAGAGGAUUAUGAAGUUAGUGUUCAUGGAAAUAAGGUACUAAAAAAGGUGGCAGUUCCAUCUGUGUUUGAUUUUCCAGCCUAUCUCAAGAAAGAACCUAGCCAUCGAAGGGUUUUGAAAAGAAAACAUGAAGAAUCCUACCCAAAAGCAACAGAACAAACUUUGGCUAUUGGUGAAGUAGUAGAAGAACCUGAAAAUGGUGAUCAUGCUGAUGAUGGAAAUAUAUUGGCAGCUGGUACGUCAAACAUAACAUAAAAGCUAGGAUUUUUAGAAUCAAGUGAACAUUCAAACAUAUGCAAUUUCAGGGUCAGAAGAUCACCAGUAUACUUUAGGGAUUUCAAAAUUUCUGAUUUAAAUAAUGUACAGCGUCAGAAGACAUUUUGGAAAACUGCUCAUGAAACUGUUCAUAAGUACAAAAAAAAGUACAAUCAGUGUAAAAUUCGUAGACAAAGAAAUAAAAUAAAAAGUCUGAAUAGUCUGGUAGAUGCACUACUUAAGGAGAAGAGAAUAUCUGCAGCUCAGUUAAUAGUAUUACCUGAAUUAUUAAUAACUUAUGUUAAAUACUAAUUAUUAUAUCUUCAAAUGUGCAAAGGAGAAUUUAUUGUCAAGUUUCAUACAUAUGUAUAUAUAAAUAAAUAAACUUGGUUUUUUAAUUAUAAUUACGUUUCCAGGAUUUUAUCUCGUUCCAGUUGCCUGAAUAACUUUUCAAUCUUCUCUAAGAAUCCUCGGUUUCCUAUGCAAUUC
Messenger RNA from Acanthoscelides obtectus, 1025 nucleotides. The record is from the annotation of a GenBank genome assembly. NCBI's taxonomy places the organism in Eukaryota, Metazoa, Arthropoda, Insecta, Coleoptera, Chrysomelidae.